UUUAUUGUUGUUAUCUCAUGGAAAAUUACAGGAUUCUGAACGCUUGGAGUUGAAGAAGUAACGUUGGACGAAAAGGCGCAAGUCAAAACUUUUUAAAAAGUGAGCUGACCUACUGAUAAUGCAAGAAGAAGAUGCUAGAUAUCUCAAGAGACGUGUCAAGGCAGGCACAAUUGAUGUUCACCCUACGGAAAAGGCAAUUGUUGUCCAUUAUGAAUUGGAAGCCACUAUUCUUGGUGAAAUGGGUGAUCCAAUGUUAGGAGAAAAGAAAGAAUGUCAAAAAAUAAUUCGCUUAAAGAGUUUGAACUCAACAUCGAAUAUUCAAGCCCUUGCACAGCAAAUUAUUGCAAAAUGUAAUCUAAUUCAUCCAUCAAAAUUACCAGAAGUUGAGCAGUUGCUUUAUUACCUGCAGAAACGUAAAGAUACAGCAGCUACAAGCACAGUCAACACAAAUCAAUCAUCCAGUUUACAAGAUCAGUUAGACUCGGCAGGAUUUGUUGGCCUAGCUCCCGACGAAGUUGCAAAUAUAAACGAUCUAGAUGAAUACAUGGAGCUUUUAUAUGAGGAUAUUCCAGAGAAAGUUCGGGGAACGGCAUUUAUAUUACAACUUUCAAGAAAUCCUGAUAAUAUGGAAGAAAUAGUUCAAAAUGAGACUGUACUCGGAGCGUUGGCGCGAGUUCUACGUGAAGAUUCUAAGAAAAGUACGGAGCUUGCGACAAAUAUUGUCUACACAUUUUUUUGCUUCUCUUCAUUCUCUGAUUUCCACGGUCUCAUAACACACCACAAGAUUGGGGCUAUGUGCAUGCAGAUUUUAGAUCAUGAAAUACGAAGAUUUGAUUCAUGGCAGGAAGAACUAGACAGAAAAAACAAAGCUGCAGAGAAUGACUCUAGUUUACGUAAAGAUUAUGAAAAAAGUUAUAAAAAGUUUGCCAAUCUGUUGAAGAAACAGGAUCAACUUUUGCGAGUGACCAUUUACUUGCUCCUCAAUUUAUCAGAAGACACGAAAGUGGAAGCUAAAAUGGUCAACAAGAAGAUCAUAAGUCAUCUGAUGAAAUUAUUGAAUCGUGAAAACUCUGAUUUACUUAUUCUUGUCGUAUCUUUCUUAAAGAAACUGAGUAUUUUUAUUGAGAACAAAAACGAAAUGGCAGAAAACAAUAUAAUUGUAAAAAUCGCCAAUCUUAUUCCCAGUCAAAAUGAUGAUCUUCUGAACAUCACUUUACGGCUUCUUCUCAAUCUUUCCUUUGACUCUCAACUACGUUCAACAGCUGUGAAAAAUGGUCUGGUGCCUAAACUUGUUGCACUUCUAGGGAACGAAAUUCAGUGUAUCGUUGUACUUUGUAUCUUAUAUCACAUCAGUACUGACGACAGAUACAAGUCAAUGUUUACUUAUACCGACUGUAUUCCUUUGAUCAUGAAAAUGCUCCUUGAAACAAAAGAUGAACGCCUCCCCCUGGAAUUGGUUGCGUUGGCCGUCAAUUUGGCGGCAAACAAACGUAAUGCACAAUUGAUAUGCGAGGGGUCUGGGCUGAGGCUACUCAUGAAGCGUGCAUUCAAGUUUAAAGAUCCUCUUUUGUUAAAAAUGGCUCGAAACAUCUCUCAACACGAUGGACCCACGAAAGAACAGUUCGUGCCGUUUAUCGCGGAUCUUGCCAAUGCAGCAAAGACGUUUACUGAUGAAGAGUUUGUUGUCGAAGCAGUUGGAAUUCUGGGUAAUAUUGCGGUAAAAGGCUUGGACUAUGCUCAACUAUUAACGAAAUAUGACAUGUUGUCCUACAUCAAAAGUAAACUUCAACACGGUGCUGCUGAAGAUGAUUUGGUCUUAGAAGUUAUUAUUUUGAUUGGAACAGUGUGUACAGAUGAUUCUUGUGCGUCUAUUUUAGCUGAAGAAAAUAUGCCUCAAAUACUCAUUGCCUUACUCAACGAAAAACAAGAAGAUGAUGAAGUCGUUUUACAGAUUGUUUACGUUUUCUAUCAAAUGAUAUUUCAUAAAGCUACUCGCCAGGUCAUCGUGAAACAAACUCAUGCGCCAGCAUAUUUAAUUGAUCUUAUGCACGAUAAGAAUGCCGAAAUAAGAAAAGUAUGUGAUCAAACUUUGGACAUAAUUAUGGAAUUUGACGAAGAAUGGGCGAAGAAAAUACAACUCGAAAAGUUUCGUUGGCAUAACUCCCAAUGGUUAGAAAUGCUUGAAGGUCAUCAUGAUGAUGAUGAUGACGUUGAACUAAUGAUGUACCCGGAUGAACCUACUUUUAUUGAUAAUAGUGACAUACUUGAUCGUCCAGAUUUAUUUUACGGUCAGCACGUUUACGGUGAUAUUGCUAAUCGAGAAAGUACAAGUACUCCCGAAAUGACAACGAGAGGUCCCGAACUAGGUUAUGAUAUUUACGAUGAUGACGUCAUUGUAGACGAACGUGAUUUUGUUGGCGCGUAUCCUACUAGUCCUGUCGAAACGUAUUCGGAUGGCAUAGCAAUUAAUGGGGAGGAAUGGGACCAAAUGCUGAAUACUCGACCCAGCAGUCGAUAUGGUCAGCUGCCAGUUAAUCGUCAUGGUUAUGUUGGUAUGGAGUACAACAAUAGGCCAGCAUCGAGACAUGGAUAUUUUCAGGAAUAUGGAUAUCGAUAAAGCAAAUGGAUUUCAGAUAAGUGAUGUUGUAUGAUGAUAGUGUAUAUUAUACCGUAGAUAAAUGUAAGUGAUGUCAGUUUAUUUUAGUGUCAAUUAAUGUAUGAACUAGUCAUAAAUGUAUGAAACAUGUUUAAGGUUGACUUAAAGUAUAAUUCAAUUCGGCAGAACUUGUUUAAAACUUUGCAGUAUUCUUGGAUACUGUAAUUUGUUUUAUGAGAAGCUUACCUGUAUACAAAAGAGAAAUUUUGAAAAGAAAAAAUCUUAUUCGGUCCAUACCUACUGAUACCAUUGAGCACUAGAGCAUCUCAUGAUAACAAUUCGGCUCCUGGCACGCUAUCUGACUGGGUAUACCAAAAGCAAGGUUCGGUCCAUCAGACCACCGGGGAGGUACUCAACGUGAACAUGACUUCAGAUAAGCUUGACGCUCAAAAAGAUCAAGGGAGAAAUCAAAAUGGCUGUGAUGAUGGAGAUGAGUAUCCUGAUUUAAUGCCUUUUCCUUUCGGCUACGCUGCGAGAAAUUUAAGAUUUCAGAAUGAAUUUGAGAUGUUGCAAACGCUUGGAAAAAGAAGGGUUUGCUUCACUUGUCAAGGUACGUAAUAAGUUGGAUGGCUGUCUCUAUGCUAUGCGAUCAAAAGCAUUCCUUUGAAUCCGAAAAGUGUGCUGUUUAAUCGGCUUACGAAAGUUGUGGUAUUAUUAAAGUCACGGCUUGGAGAUUAUGUUGGUCAGAUCAACAUACUUGGUGUAUCUAGAAGGUGCAGAGUUCUUUCAUGCAGUGGUGGUAUGUUUUUCAUUCGAUAUGCCACUCUGAUUGUAACAAACUAUUUAGAUAAAUGUAUGAAGGUUUUUCAAUAUGUAGCAAUUGGGAGUUGGCAAUUGAAUAUUGUAUAUUUUUGAAAGUGCUUCGAAUAAAUCUUAGAAAAAUUAA
Messenger RNA from Xenia sp. Carnegie-2017, 3542 nucleotides. RefSeq names its product kinesin-associated protein 3-like. Gene Ontology annotation, molecular function: kinesin binding. Gene Ontology annotation, cellular component: axoneme; ciliary transition zone; kinesin II complex. The record is from RefSeq and is a predicted model, not a curated record. The transcript is spliced from 20 exons. NCBI's taxonomy places the organism in Eukaryota, Metazoa, Cnidaria, Anthozoa, Malacalcyonacea, Xeniidae. Bases 119 to 2617 code for a protein of 832 amino acids. Gene Ontology annotation, biological process: cilium organization; microtubule-based movement.